AUGGGGAAAACCAUUCUUGAUUCAAUAAACAUUGAAAUUACUUGCAUAAAUGUCGCCAGUGAUAGCGAAAUAGCACUUCAGUGGAUUAGGUCUUCACGCAAACUUUCGAUAUUCGUGACUAGUCAGAAAGAUCGCAUUUUGAGAUUGAAGACUCAAAUCGAAGCCAAAUCCAUCCCAGUACAUCUAUUUCAUGUUCCAACACAUAAUCCAGCAGACGUUGGAACUCGAGGCACAACGGCAAGCCUCAUUAGUGAGCAUGAUUGGGUGAGAGGACCCAGAUGGCUAGAGCACGACCAGCAAACUUGGCUUAUUCGAUCCAUAGAUAACCUCAGCUCUGAUCAGUCUGACGAAGAAAUAGAAGACAAUCAACAUGUGAAUGACGAAACCACAAACGAGUCAGCGGAAUCAUCCUGUUUAAUAAUAGAUCUAGCUCGCUUUUCUCGCUACAAAACAGCUCUUUGA
Messenger RNA from Necator americanus (New World hookworm), 462 nucleotides. RefSeq lists its product as uncharacterized. NCBI's taxonomy places the organism in Eukaryota, Metazoa, Nematoda, Chromadorea, Rhabditida, Ancylostomatidae. The transcript has a single exon. The record is from RefSeq and is a predicted model, not a curated record. The coding region runs from base 1 to 462 and encodes 153 amino acids.